Molecule: messenger RNA, 1005 nt
Organism: Penicillium verrucosum
Lineage: Eukaryota; Fungi; Ascomycota; Eurotiomycetes; Eurotiales; Aspergillaceae
Exons: 1
Coding region: 1-1005 (334 amino acids)
Source: RefSeq, a predicted model, not a curated record
AUGAAGGCCUCUUUCAUCGCUGCCGUCGCCGCUCUGGCCGGCUCUGCUUUCGCUGUUCCCACCCCUGCUGGUGGUCUUGAUAGCAUCCUCAAAGGUCUCAAAAUUGGUGACAUCACCAAGGAGCUCAAGCUCAACGAGCUCCCUGUUGUCUCUUCGCUCGGUGACCUGGGCAAGGUCCUGAACCUUGGCGGCUCCUCCGGCUCCCCUAGCCUCCCCGGCUCCCCUAGCCUCCCCGGCUCCCCCGCCUCCCCCUCUGCCAGCAGUGCCCCCGCUGUCCAGGAUGGUCACCUCGUCCAGAACCUCGGACCCCAGCUCAAUAACAUCCUGACCGUUGCCGGCCCUGACGCCAGUACCCUCCUCAUCGAGCUCUCCCCUGAGGUCACUGCCCUCGUCGCCGGCCUUGGUCUCGGUGGCCUUGGCGUUGCCCUCGGUGACGUUGUCGCCUCCGCCUCCGGCGUUGGUGCUCUCCUUACUGGCCUUGGCCCCGUCGUCGACGGUCUCGUCACUGUUGUCGGUGCCGACGUUGGUGCUCUCCUCAUCAGCCUCUCCCCCCAGGUCGCUGGCCUCGUUUCCGGUCUUGGUCUCCCUACCGUUGGUGUCCCCGUCGGUACCGUCGUUGCUGUUCUCGGCAAGAACGUCAAGCGUGGCGAGAUUGUCCAGGACCUUGCCCCCAAGGUCAAGUCUACCCUUACCGUCACCGGCAAGAACACCGAGAACCUCCUCAUCGAGCUCUCCCCCGCCCUCACCUCCGUCGUUGCUGGCCUCGGUCUGACUGGUAUCGCCGGCCCCGUUGGCUCCAUCGUCUACAAGGCUGCUUCCCUCGGUGAGCUCAUCGCCCACAUCUCUGGACCCGUUGAGGACCUCCUCCACAUUGUCGGCAAGGACGGACAGCACCUCCUCAUCAAGCUGUCUCCCUCCGUUGUUGCCCUUGUCACUGGUCUCGGUCUCCCCACCGUUGCCACCCCUCUCGGUCCCCUCCUCACCACUGUCGGAAAGAACGUGUAA